UGUUUACAAUUAAUGUUUUGAUCUAAUAAAUGUAACCUAUUAAUGAAUCUUUGUUAUCACUACAGAAAAUAUAAUGGUGUACUAUGGAUGUUGGGAACCAUUCACCUGUGUCUCAAUUCAUUUUUGAGCCGUUAUCUGAUAUACACACUAUCCAGAUACUCCUCUUUUCGCUGGUGCUGUCAUUGUACCUUUUGACCCUCAUAGGAAAUGUCUUCAUCAUCCUUGCUAGUUUGACAAACCCUGUUCUUCAAUCUCCCAUGUAUUUCUUCCUUCGAAAUUUAUCAUUCCUAGAGAUUGGUUACACCUCCACUAUAAUCCCCAAAAUGCUGUCCAACUUUCUGUCAGAGGACACCAGCAUAUCAUUCAUUGGCUGUGCCAUACAGAUGUAUUUCUUUGGCUCUCUUGGAAUUGCAGAGUGUUGUCUGCUGGCUGCGAUGGCGUAUGAUCGCUAUGUCGCAAUAUGCUGCCCUUUGCAUUAUUCUGUCAUUAUGAACCGGACAGUUUGCCUUCAGAUCUCUGCAGCCUGCUGGCUUAGUGGAGCCUUGGUGGUUGUAGUGCCAGCAACAUUAAUAUUCACUCUCCCCUUCUGUGGACCCAACAAGAUCAAGCAUUUCUUCUGCGAUCUCCCUCCACUGCUCAGGUUGGCCUGUGCAGACACUUACAGAAGCGAAGUCAUCAUUUACACGGUGACCGUGAUCUUCAUCAUGCUUCCCUUCCUGCUGAUCUUGCUCUCCUACAUCCGCAUCCUCCAUGCUAUCCUGACGAUGUCAUUGACUAAACGCAGAAGCAAGUCGUUCUCCACUUGCUCUUCCCACAUCACAGUGGUGACUCUUUUUUACGGUUCCGCUGUUCUCACCUAUCUCAGACCCACAUCAGCAAAUUCUAGGGACACUGAAAAAGUGCUCUCGUUUUUUUACACUGUCGUGUGCCCUGUGUUGAAUCCCUUAAUCUACAGCCUCAGAAACAGAGAAAUGAAGGAUUCCCUGAAGAAACUGAUGUCUGGAAGAGAUAUUUUUUAG
This is a messenger RNA of Sphaerodactylus townsendi, 1019 nucleotides long. Its product is annotated as olfactory receptor 10A4-like. Gene Ontology annotation, molecular function: G protein-coupled receptor activity; olfactory receptor activity. Gene Ontology annotation, cellular component: membrane. The record is from RefSeq and is a predicted model, not a curated record. The coding region runs from base 84 to 1019 and encodes 311 amino acids. NCBI's taxonomy places the organism in Eukaryota, Metazoa, Chordata, Lepidosauria, Squamata, Sphaerodactylidae. Gene Ontology annotation, biological process: G protein-coupled receptor signaling pathway. The transcript has a single exon.